CCUCUUCUCUUCUUCUCUUCUCUUCCGACUCUCUACAGCUUCACGCCUUCCUCUCCCACAUCCCCGUCUUUUCCGACCCUUCCACUCCAUCACCAUGAGCGAGAUCACCCACCCCACCAUCAAGGAUGGCUGGUUCUCCGAGCAGUCUGGCAUGUGGCCCGGCCAGGCCAUGAACCUCAAGGUUAACCAGAUCCUGCACCACGAGAAGUCCAAGUACCAGGACGUUCUCGUCUUCGAGAGCAGCGACUACGGCACCGUCCUCGUCCUCGACAACGUCAUCCAGUGCACUGAGCGCGAUGAGUUCUCCUACCAGGAGAUGAUCACCCACCUGGCCAUGAACUCUCACCCCAACCCCAAGAAGGUCCUUGUCAUCGGUGGUGGUGAUGGUGGUGUCCUCCGUGAGGUUGUCAAGCAUGAGACCGUCGAGGAGGCCAUCCUGUGCGACAUUGACGAGGCUGUCAUCCGUGUCUCCAAGAAGUACCUUCCCGGCAUGAGCAUCGGCUUCCAGCACCCCAACGUUAAGGUCCACGUUGGCGAUGGUUUCAAGUUCCUUGAGGAGCGCAAGAACGAGUUCGACGUCAUCAUCACCGACAGCUCUGACCCCGAGGGUCCCGCUGAGAGCCUCUUCCAGAAGCCUUACUUCGAGCUCUUGCGCGAUGCGCUGCGCGAGGGAGGUGUCAUCACCACACAAGCUGAGAACCAAUGGCUCCACCUUUCUCUGAUCACCGACCUCAAGAAGUCCUGCAAGGAGGUCUUCCCCGUCGCCGAAUAUGCCUACACCACCAUCCCCACCUACCCCUCCGGCCAGAUCGGCUUCAUGGUCUGCUGCAAGGAUGCGACUCGUAACGUCAAGGAGCCCGUCCGCAAGUGGUCCCGUGAGGAGGAGGAGCGCCUCUGCCGCUACUACAACCAGGACAUCCACCGCGCCAGCUUCGUUCUGCCCAACUUUGCCCGCAAGGCUCUGGACGCUUAGACUAAUCAAGUUUUGUCGUUCUCUGUUUUGGGUGUGGCCUCCUCCGUUUCGAGGCCCUAGGCGGCUGAUAAUCGAUGAUGAUCUGACGAUGAUGAAUAUAACAAAAAAAUUUCUGCUGCUUACACCUGAUCAUAUCCCACCGAUGCUUCACAGAAUAUCUGAGGGAGGCCAUCCGGAUCUAAAACUCAGUAGUUCCAUAAUAUUACAUGAUACAACGUCAUACAAA
Aspergillus ibericus CBS 121593 is the source of this 1199-nucleotide messenger RNA. Its product is annotated as spermidine synthase. The coding region runs from base 95 to 973 and encodes 292 amino acids. Gene Ontology annotation, molecular function: spermidine synthase activity. Gene Ontology annotation, cellular component: cytosol. The transcript is spliced from 5 exons. Gene Ontology annotation, biological process: spermidine biosynthetic process. Lineage: Eukaryota; Fungi; Ascomycota; Eurotiomycetes; Eurotiales; Aspergillaceae. The record is from RefSeq and is a predicted model, not a curated record.